GGUCAGGAUGAAGCCGCCUCUCGAGUCAUGGAACCGGUGUUUAUAUAUGUGUGCCAUUAACACUACUCAGUCUAGUACGUACAAACAAUAUCGUCAUCAUCCAUUCCCCAAAAUGUCUGAUACCAAUUCCCGACCAUCGGACUCGAACGACAGACACUACUAUGCUAUCGAGCAGCCUAAUUUCGAGCUUUCAGAGAUCUUGAUGUUUGAGGAGUGGCCGGACGAGGAUGCUGCGUAUAAUGCUUCUGUGGGGCCUGUUGAUCAGAACCCGGUUAAUCAAGCAAAUGAAGUAGUGUUGGGCGAGUCUGGUUCUCGGAGUGGCAGCCACAUUGAAGAAGGGUCUGAUAGCAGAGACGAUGGCAGUGGGCGAGAGAGGAGAGAAAGAUUUGCUUUCAAAACAAUAUCAGAGGUCGAAAUACUUGAUGAUGGAUUCAAGUGGAGGAAGUAUGGCAAGAAGAUGGUGAAGAACAGCCCAAAUCCAAGGAAUUACUAUAGAUGUUCGGUGGACGGAUGCCCUGUGAAGAAGAGAGUUGAGAGGGACAGAGAUGAUCCAAAAUACGUGAUAACAACGUACGAAGGCGUCCAUAACCACCAAAGCUCGUUUUAGUAAAUUACCAUGUAAAUGUAGUAGUGCUGCACAUUGUACAGGACAUGGUACAACCAGUCACUACUACUAAACAUUUUGGUUUACUUCCUUAAUUGCAACCUUUGUUGUUGUUGUUGUAAGGGCACACUUGUCGAGGCUAGGGCUAUAGCUGAGUGAGUGCUGCUGGGCCAUAGUUUGUACCAUGAUCUUUUGCUCAUGAACAAU
This is a messenger RNA of Juglans microcarpa x Juglans regia, 811 nucleotides long. RefSeq names its product probable WRKY transcription factor 50. The record is from RefSeq and is a predicted model, not a curated record. Bases 8 to 607 code for a protein of 199 amino acids. Lineage: Eukaryota; Viridiplantae; Streptophyta; Magnoliopsida; Fagales; Juglandaceae. Gene Ontology annotation, biological process: regulation of DNA-templated transcription. The transcript has 3 exons. Gene Ontology annotation, molecular function: DNA-binding transcription factor activity; sequence-specific DNA binding.